Messenger RNA from Xenopus laevis (African clawed frog), 2417 nucleotides. RefSeq names its product protein arginine methyltransferase 5 L homeolog (gene prmt5.L). The coding region runs from base 10 to 1911 and encodes 633 amino acids. Gene Ontology annotation, molecular function: protein-arginine omega-N symmetric methyltransferase activity; methyltransferase activity; histone H4R3 methyltransferase activity. The transcript has 17 exons. Lineage: Eukaryota; Metazoa; Chordata; Amphibia; Anura; Pipidae. Gene Ontology annotation, cellular component: nucleus; cytoplasm; cytosol. Gene Ontology annotation, biological process: regulation of DNA-templated transcription; chromatin remodeling. The record is from RefSeq and is marked provisional.
CUUUGCAAGAUGGCGGCAGGCGGUGGAGGCCGUGUGUCUAGCGGUAGAGAUCUAGGAUGCGUGACAGAGGUUGCGGACACACUGGGGGCGGUGGCCAAGCAAGGGUUUGACUUUCUGUGUAUGCCGAUCUUUCAUCCACGCUUCAAAAGGGAAUUUUAUAAGGAACCAGCAAAAUCGCGCCCUGGACCACAGACCCGCUCAGACUUGCUGCUUUCUGGCCGAGACUGGAAUACGUUGAUUGUUGGGAAGCUGUCAGACUGGAUACAGACAGAUUCUGAAGUGCCCCAAACCCGCAAAACCUCAGAGGCGGCCUUGCAGCAGGAGUUACAUUUCUCUGCAUAUCUGGGGCUUCCAGCAUUCUUGAUCCCUCUUAAACAAGAAGACAACAGCAACUUAUCCCGUCUCCUUAUUAACCACAUUCUCUCGGGACACCAUUCCACAAUGUUCUGGAUGAGGGUACCUUUAUUGGCCCAUAAUGACCUACGUGAUGACCUCAUUGAAAAUGAGCCUUUCAGUCCCAGUGAGGAGGAUAACAGCGGAGAGGAAAGGACUUGGAUAUGGUGGCACAAUUUCCGAAGCCUUUGUGAUUACAACAAGAGAGUUGCAUUGGCAAUUGAGGUUGGGGCUGAUCUACCGAGUGGGCAUGUUAUUGACCGGUGGUUGGGAGAACCUAUCAAGGCAGCUUUUCUGCCAACCAGUCUCUUCCUCACCAACAAAAAAGGGUUUCCGGUACUGUCCAAAGUGCACCAACGUCUUAUCUUUAGGCUAUUUAAGCUGGAGGUGCAGUUUGUGAUUUCUGGUGCUCACCAUCAUUCUGAGAAGGAUUUCUGCUCUUACCUCCAGUACCUAGAGUACUUAAGUCAAAAUCGUCCUCCUCCAAAUGCAUAUGAGAUGUUUGCCAAGGGUUAUGAGGAUUACCUGCAGUCACCCCUCCAGCCUCUAAUGGACAAUUUGGAAUCUCAGACUUAUGAAGUAUUUGAAAAAGAUCCAGUGAAAUAUUCUCAAUAUCAACAGGCAGUGUAUAAAUGUUUGCUGGAUAGAGUGCCAGAGGAAGAGAAGGAGACAAACAUUCAGGUCCUUAUGGUGCUUGGAGCAGGCCGUGGACCCCUUGUGAAUGCCUCCCUCAGAGCUGCAAAGCAAGCUGAACGCAAGAUUAAGGUGUAUGCGGUAGAAAAGAAUCCCAAUGCUGUGAUAACGUUAGAAGGCUGGCGUUAUGAGGAAUGGGGCAGUCAGGUGACUGUGGUGUCUGGUGACAUGAGAGAGUGGAAGGCACCUGAGAAGGCUGAUAUUAUAGUUAGCGAGCUUCUGGGAUCAUUUGGGGAUAAUGAGCUGUCUCCUGAAUGUCUGGAUGGAGCCCAGCACUUCCUGAAAGAGGAUGGAGUUAGUAUUCCCGGUGAAUACACUUCUUUCUUGGCGCCAAUAUCGUCAUCCAAACUGUAUAAUGAGGUACGGGCUUGCAGGGAAAAAGACAAAGACCCCGAGGCUCAGUUUGAGAUGCCAUAUGUAGUGAGGCUACACAACUUCCAUCAGUUAUCAGAUCCCUUGCCAUGCUUCACAUUCCACCAUCCCAACAAAGAUGCUGUCAUUGAUAAUAACCGCUACUGUUGCCUGCAGUACAGAGUGGACUUAAACACAGUGCUACAUGGGUUUGCUGGAUAUUUCAGCACUGUGUUGUACAAAGAUGUGACACUGAGUAUUUGCCCUGAAAGUCACUCCCCGGGCAUGUUUUCUUGGUUUCCCAUCCUCUUUCCUAUCAAGCAACCCAUUUCUUUGCGGGAGGGUGAUACUGUUUGUGUCCGAUUUUGGCGUUGUAACAAUGGCAAGAAGGUUUGGUACGAAUGGGCUGUAACAUCCCCUGUGUGCUCCGCAAUUCAUAAUCCUACAGGACGUUCUUACACAAUUGGCCUGUGAUAGACAAGCUUGAAAACCAUCACAUUCAAACUUGGGGCAUACACUGAAUGGAGAAAUACCUUAUGUGCUGCAGAAGGGCAGCACGCAUUAGGUUACUAUAAGCACUUAUGACUUCUGCCUCUAUUGGAGGAUUUCUGCAGUUGAACUGUAUGUUUGUUCACUAAUAGUUCUUUUUUUAUUAUGUGUUAAUAGAAACGGUUAGUAUUAAAAGGUCCCUGAGUUCUAGCUGGCACAUUCCUUUAUUUAAAAGGAGAUAACAUCCAAGAGAAUAUCGAAGCUCUAACACUACCUUUGAAUACUGGUGGAAGUACAUUUAAUAUUAAAUAUGACCAUGUUUAUUUGAUUGUGCCUGAUGAAUGUGUUAAAGCAUUUUUUGAGGCUAGGGGAGAUACAAACUUUCAAACUGUCUGUUUCGCUAGAACCACAAACCAUUAAAAGGUAUCAUCAGACAUGGAUUCUGCCUGGUGUGUAAAACUAUUAAUAAAUCUAGUUCCUCAUGAGAAAUA